Papilio xuthus (Asian swallowtail) is the source of this 1456-nucleotide messenger RNA. RefSeq names its product cAMP-dependent protein kinase catalytic subunit alpha. Bases 79 to 1164 code for a protein of 361 amino acids. Lineage: Eukaryota; Metazoa; Arthropoda; Insecta; Lepidoptera; Papilionidae. Gene Ontology annotation, cellular component: nucleus; cytosol; cAMP-dependent protein kinase complex. Gene Ontology annotation, biological process: protein phosphorylation. The transcript has a single exon. Gene Ontology annotation, molecular function: cAMP-dependent protein kinase activity; ATP binding. The record is from RefSeq and is a predicted model, not a curated record.
UUCUGACUUCUAUCACCUCGUCUAAUUCAUUCAAAAAACUUAAAAUUUUGUAUUUACUAGUUCAAACAAGUAUCGGAAAUGGCAGAGGAUUCCAAUCGAUUUCUUACAUCGAUAUCUUCAGGCGGAGGUUACAGUCAGGUGAAGCAAGAACAAUAUACGCUAUACUUGCGUAAACUUCACAAAGAAUUUCUAGAGAUAUGGAACGAAACUCCCGAAACGACUGCGAAAAUAUCUGAUUUCGAGAAAUAUAAAGUUUUAGGUACAGGAGCAUUCGGUAUAGUUUAUUUGGCUAAACAUGUUACCACCGGAAGAUAUUAUGCUAUGAAAAUGCUCGAAAAAGAAAAGAUUGUCAAAUUAAAACAAGUCGAACACAGUUUUUAUGAAAAGAAAAUAUUAUGUGGACUCAAUUUCCCCUUCGUUGUAUACAUGAAAUACUUUUUUAAAGACAACGUAUACCUUUAUUAUAUUCUACCAUUUAUUCCGGGAGGUGAAAUGUUUUCUCAUUUACGUAAAUUGGGAAAAUUCGAAGAGACUACGUCAAAAUUUUACGGCGCUCAAGUAAUUUUAGCUCUAGAAUAUCUUCACGCUUUAGAUUUAGUUUAUCGUGAUUUAAAACCGGAGAAUAUAUUGAUAGAUCGACACGGAUAUAUUAAGAUAACAGACUUUGGUUUUUGUAAGCUUAUCCACGGUAGAACUUGGACACUGUGCGGCACUCCAGAAUAUUUGGCUCCCGAAAUCAUUUUAAGCAAGGGUUAUGGGGCCACUGUAGACUGGUGGUCGACGGGCGUUCUGCUUUUUGAAAUGAGUGCUGGUUAUCCACCAUUUUUUGCCUCAGAUCCAAUGAGAAUUUAUGAGAAAAUCGUUGCAGGAAAAUAUCGAUGUCCCAGCCAUUUCACAAUGGAAUUGAAAGAUCUUAUAUCGCAUGUUCUUCAAGUCGAUGUUACGAGACGUUAUGGUAAUCUAAAAAACGGAGUGUUAGAUUUUAAAAAUCAUAAAUGGUUUAAAGAAAUCGACUGGGAUGCACUUUUGAACAUGCGUCUUCAACCACCGUUUAUACCGAAGGUUAAACAUCCUGGAGACACAACAAACUUUGAAGUUUUCGAGGAAGAAAAAAUUAAAGAAAGUCCAAUUAACUUGUUUGAGGACGAAUUUGCUAACUUUUAAAAUAACUACUUUACCGUUUAUAUAAACAGCUACUAAGAAUACGCAAAUAGUUAAGUUAGAACGAUAAGAAGUCACAAAGUAUUUUAAGUUAUUAUUAUUUAAACUAUGUUAUGUCUUUCAAAUAUUAAUUUACCGCAAUUUUUUCACGUAAUAAUUUAAGACAAGAAUGAGUUCUUUAUUUUUUCAAGCCAGGUAUGGAUAAAAUAUAACGCUUGGGUCUACAUAUAUUUAUGAUAGCUCGUACGUCUUAAUUUGUGCGUUACGAAAUGCACGAAAUAAACCAUUUGUAUUG